GGUGCACUAUCAUUGACAAAGCGUGACACCACCAGGAUAGAUAGGAUCGAACUUUAUUAUUUGUUUGUUGUUUGAGAUAUUGCCUUUUUUUUACUUUUACAUAUUAUCAUGAAAAAAUGGGUAGCUUUGCUUGGAGGCGCAAUGUUUUGCGUCUUGGUAUUUUCRAUGUACAUGGUCGUGGAUCAGCUAGGGAAAACGCCAAAUUAUAACGAAGCCUUUGCAGUGCAGGUGAAUGACAAAAUUAAAGUUCCCAUUGAAAAUCUUGAACAUGACAUAAAUGUAUUAGAGGGCAAUUUACGGAUGUCUGGCAAAGUCAUAGGCCGUUUGCGKGAUUCUGUUAACCGAAUACAAGGAGGCUCUCCAUUGAAUAAGUCUGAAGUGAAUGAUAUCCCAGAACUGCUAAACAACAAGGAGAAAACAAAAACUUAUAAACUGCCUGAAUUACAGGAACAUGAUUAUAGAACUACAAAGAAGGYUGAUCAGGCUGCAAUUGCAAAGCCAACUUCUGAUGAUGGAUGUGUUUUCUCAAGAGUCAAAUCAUGGAAAUCAACAGAUGUGAAGAUGCUAGACGCAAUGGAUGCAAUUCCUUUUGAUAACCCUGAUGGUGGUGCUUGGAAACAAGGCUGGGAUGUUACUUAUGAUGAUAGCAGUUUUAGUGAAAAGCCUUUGCAAGUUUUUGUGGUUCCACAUUCUCAUAAUGACCCAGGGUGGAUUAAAACACUUGAUCAGUACUACAGAGAUCAAACACGUCAUAUCUUAGACAAUGUUGUUGAUGCACUGGCUGCAGACAGUAGGAGACGAUUCAUCUGGGCAGAGAUAUCCUACUUUUCUAUGUGGUGGAAUGAUGCAGAUUCUACAAGAAAGGCUAAUGUUUUGAAGCAAUUGAAAAGUGGUCAAUUGGAGAUAGUUACUGGUGGAUGGGUAAUGAAUGAUGAGGCAAAUCCACAUUUUUAUGCGAUGUUAGAUCAGAUGAUUGAAGGACAUCAGUGGAUCGCUGCCAACCUUGGUGAAGAUAUAAAACCAGUGUCAGGAUGGGCCAUAGAUCCUUUUGGUCACACCUCUACUAUGCCAUAUCUUCUCAAGAGAAUGGGAUUCACUAGUAUGCUUAUCCAGAGAGUCCACUAUCAAGUCAAGAAAUAUUUAGCAAAAAGAAGAGACUUGGAGUUUAUGUGGAGGCAAACUUGGGAUCAUGGUUCUACAACUGACAUCUAUUGCCAUAUGAUGCCCUUCUAUUCUUAUGAUGUGCCACACACCUGUGGGCCUGACCCUAAGAUUUGUUGUCAGUUUGACUUCCGUCGUCUACCUGGUGGUGGCAUUAGUUGCCCAUGGAGGGUUCCUCCUGUUGAGAUCUCAGACUUCAACAUUGAUAGCAGGGCAAGAACGCUGGUUGAUCAGUACAAAAAGAAGGCAUCUUUAUACAAGACMAAUGUGGUGUUAAUCCCUCUUGGUGAUGACUUCCGAUAUGAAAAAACAUUUGAGACACAUGCACAAUUCACAAACUACCAGAAACUCUUUGAUUAUAUCAACUCACAUAGUGAAUUAAAAACUGAGGCCAAAUUUGGAACUUUGUCAGAUUACUUUAAUGCAGUAUACUCAAGAACAGGAACUGAAGCAGGACACAAACCAUCUGAGACUAUAACAUUGAGUGGUGACUUCUUUACUUAUUCUGACCGAGAUGAUCACUAUUGGAGUGGAUACUAUACAUCAAGACCUUUUUACAAGAAUUUAGACAGAGUAAUGGAAUCACAUCAUCGGGGUGCAGAGAUCCUCUUUUACCUAGCUCAAUCCCAUGCAAAAAGGGGAGGAUCAGCUGGUUUCCCUGGCGAUAGUUURUAUAAACUGCUGUCCAAAGCCAGACGCAACAUGGGACUAUUUCAACAUCACGAUGSAAUCACAGGGACUGCUAAGGAUUUUGUCGUUGUUGACUAUGGAACAAGGCUUCAUGAAUCUUUAAAACAUACACAAGAAGUAAUGAGUGAUUCAGCAAAAUUUCUGCUGCAAAGGAACAAGGCUGAUGCACCUGUGCUGGAGCCAGGUGAAGAACGCUUGAAUCAGGAUUCUAUGCCUCAAAAGAAAUUGAUAAUUGUAUCAUCAACACCAAGGAGUGUUGUGUUUUACAAUCCACUGUCCAAGCCACGUACAGAGGUUGUUAGUGUUUAUGUCUCARGUCCUUUGGUGACGGUKACUGAUAGUGAAGGGAAAAUUGUUCCAAGUCAAGCUAAUCCAGUUUUUGAAAGUGGAAAUAGGUUCUCAUCUUCUAAGUUUGAGCUCUUGUUCGUCGYCCAUACAUCAUCACUUGGUCUAUCCGUGUAUCACAUACAAGAGUCAUCAACAGACAGCGAUAGUCACAUGACAGCACAAGUAACGGCAUACACAAAUGAACAAGGAUCACAAAAGCCAAAUGAUAAGUUUACUUUCAAUACUAAAAAGAGAGGUUCAGAGACAAUAACUAUGCAAAAUGAAGACAUCAUGGCAGAAUUUGACAGCAAUAAUGGACUAAUUAAGAGUAUGACUGACAAGGCUGAUAACUCACGAAUUAAUAUCAACAUUGGGUUUAUUACAUAUGGGACUAAGUCCUAUGGUGACAGRAGUGGGGCGUAUUUGUUCCUUCCCGAUGGACCUGCUCAGUUGGUGAUGACAUCACAGUGUACACGAGYAUUGGUAAAUUGAUGCAAGAGGUUCGUGUGCAGCUCCGUAAUGUUGAGCACAUUGUACGAUUGUACGCUGUUGAUGGUCCCCAAGGAAAGAGUCUUGACAUUAAAAACGUUGUUGAUAUUCGUAAUAUGGGCAAUAAAGAAUUUCUCAUGCGCAUUACCACCGAUAUUGAAAACCAAAACAGAGAAUUUUACACAGACUUGAAUGGAUUAACGGUCCAGAAGCGAAGAACGYUAGACAAGCUUCCCACCCAAGCUAACUUCUAUCCAAUGCCYGCUAUGRCUUUUCUUCAAGACCGUAGAACUAGACUGACUGUCUUGUCAGCGCAACCAAAUGGCGUCGCUUCUCUACAGAAAGGUUCACUAGAGAUUGUGUUAGAUCGAAGACUUAAUCAGGACGAUAACCGGGGACUUGGUCAGGGCGUCCUGGACAACAAACCAACUCCAGCUGACUUCAAGAUCCUGCUUGAGACAUUCAAAAAUACCAAAGAAUCGACAAAACGAGAACCACUUGCCUACCCCUCCCUCCUGAGUCACCGAUUGUCCGACGAGCUACUUCGCCCACAGUUCACUUUUAUAGCUAAAGCUGAAACUACGAACGCGCAACUCAUGCCUAGUUUUGCYGGCUUGAUGUCGCCAUUACCAUGCGAUGUGUCACUUUUAAUGCUAAGGACAAUUCAGGACAUAASCGCCGAUUCGAGACCGUCAGAUGAGGCCCUUAUGAUAUUGCACCGGAGRGGUUAUGACUGUACCCUUGUCAAUAAAUGCUUAAAGAAUACUAGUGGUGGCAAGGUACUUCUCGAUAAUUUAUUCAAAGACUUAUCACUGUCCAAGCUCAAUUCAGUUUCAUUAACGAUGCUUCACGAACACGAGCAGAAAGACCCCGCCACGCCCAUCGACAUUGAGCCAAUGGAACUCUACUCAUUUAAAGUCAAGCUUAGCUGAAGAUUAUAAAGAUUUUAGAAUUCAAGUAAAAUUGUAAAUAUAGUAGAAAUAAUGAAUCCACGAUAUGAUAGUAGACCAAUUAGAUUAUUUCGGUAUUUCAAUACAUACACCUGAAUGCUUUCAUAUUUUUCAAACUUUUUAAGAUAGGUUCAGGAAAUUGUUAGCUAUAGUAACUGACGUCACUAUGCGUUUCUCCUAGUUUCUUUGCAGACAAAACAAAUAAGAAMAACGYGAAAUAUAUAUGUAUAUAAMUCCAAUCAGCCAUUACACUGUGAAAUUUUCUGGGGAACUUGCCCUGCAACKCCGUGCAUUUUUCCUCAGGAACUUGCAAUAUUUCUUGGCUGAGAUAAGCUGCGAACUAAGAUGGCGGUCCAUCUCGAGAAAAGUUGCUGGAGCAGUGUUACAUAGGUAAUGGCGUUGCAAGUUGCUGCAAUGCGUAACAAAAUGUAGACUUGAGUUCUACUUUCUGUUAAAUCGGCGAUUCUUCAKCAACUUCUGUCACAACAGUCUCGCAAGACAAGUUCUUGAGAAAAUCGCUAAUAAACAGUGUCGCCAUUUUCUUUUACAAAGCAUGAUGGGAGAACAAAUUGGCGCACAUUUUUAUAUCCGCURAAAUGAUUCCAAUAACUUGUUGAAUUUGCUAAAAUGUAAAUUGUAUGCAAGCUUUGAAAACGAAACCCUGGAAAAAGGAAUACCAGGGGUCAGUACUUCAUGUAAGACCCUAUGAAUUGGCACUUGCCAAUAUAUUACUUUAUUAGGAGUAGGCUUAGGAUUAGGGUAUAUAUCGUSACGGUUCUUACAUGAAGUAUUAACCUAUGAGGGAUUGUAAAAUAUGACAGCGCUUAUUUGCCUAUUCUAAUAGUAUUCAUAACUAAAAACUUCAGUAAGUUAUUGUGUAAAGCUGGUGUAAAAUAUUUCCUUCUAUAAUAUCAGUUUCAACAAUUUCAUAGACUCUACCAACAGAAAUAUAAAUUUCUUCAUGKAAAGUGCUGAUGUACGGGAUUUUCGCACGAGUUGGUGAUGAAUCAGAUUCAWAAMAAGGAAGAGAAAAAGAAAGAGUUUGUUUUUAAUCGGAUUACUUGACUACGAUUGUUCAAACGGUGUCAGUGGUGGAAUAGGAAAACGCUAAACCCGUGAAACUAACUUUGAUAUUAAUAAAUGAAGCRGUAUUUUGUAAUAACGGCUUCUGUGAAUGAUCUCUGGCUUCAUUGCACGAAACAAGUCUACUAUCCAGAAAAAUACGAUGAUUAUUUUAUAAGAAAAAUAUCUAUAUAAAAGCAAUACAUCAACUCAUUAAGGACAGAACAUUGUAAAAAGUCAAAUGAAUUAAUGUAUUAAAGAUCRUGAUUUACCUGAA
This is a messenger RNA of Exaiptasia diaphana, 4956 nucleotides long. RefSeq names its product alpha-mannosidase 2. The record is from RefSeq and is a predicted model, not a curated record. Lineage: Eukaryota; Metazoa; Cnidaria; Anthozoa; Actiniaria; Aiptasiidae. Gene Ontology annotation, biological process: N-glycan processing; mannose metabolic process; protein deglycosylation. Gene Ontology annotation, molecular function: alpha-mannosidase activity; carbohydrate binding. Gene Ontology annotation, cellular component: Golgi membrane.